Messenger RNA from Ectocarpus sp. CCAP 1310/34, 3572 nucleotides. The record is from the annotation of a GenBank genome assembly. NCBI's taxonomy places the organism in Eukaryota, Phaeophyceae, Ectocarpales, Ectocarpaceae.
CGACGGAAAGGCGUUGGAGAUGCUGUCUCAACUUCGCCGUAUUUUGCGCGACAGCAACGGCGGGCAGUUGAUGAAGGUCGUGCCAAAAGUGCUCAGGCUGAAAUCGCGGCGUUGACUGAAGAAUGCACAUUGCACCUCGUGCUUGGCGUCAAGCCGGGGUGCGUGCUUCCGGCGCAGCCAAAGAAGGGCGGACGCCGUAUCGACGAACUUGCCACUAUGGUGCUAUCGAAGGUGUUACGCACGUCUUUUGAGGCUCGCCACGUUGAGCCAGAUAGCAACUGCUGGUGGAGGUCGUUGUCGUUGAGCUUCUUAGACAGCGAUUGCUUCUGGCUGCAGCUGAAGCUUGUUUCGCUGGUCCAUGCGGCUGCAAACGUAGACCAGUUCUCUCUGCUCGUCCCUGGAGGCAAGAUAGACCACGACAUAUUUGUUGAGCACUCGCAAGAUGCCUACGUGGUGUACGGCGACGGAAGCACGAAAUUCGUACAAGCCGACGUUUGCAGAGACAAGAUGGUCAUGGCUUCGAUCGCAAGGCUGUGCAAGCCCGGAGCUUUCGCGGGUGCCGUAGCAUGGGUUGCGGCUUCCGAGGCAUUGGGCGUUCCGGCGAACGUGAUGCACCCCAUGGACACUACGGCGAGGAAGAGGAUGGACUUGGGGCUUGUCAGAUGGUGCGGGGCAGGAGGUGGAUGGGGAGGGAUAUCAAUGGAUUUACUCCCACCGCCCACAGAAGACCCACCUGUGGCUUUUGCCUGACGCCGGAGGAAUUGCUCGUGAAAAAGUGAACAUCAUCAUGGUGAAAAGCUCCCCGGCCCUGGAAAACUCCACCGAAGAGCAACUGCAAGCUGUGGGGGAGGUGCAGUACGACACUCCAAACAUCGACGAUACGACCGACCACUGUGCGGCCGUUGUGGUGAAGGAUGGCACCACACUUCUGUGCCCCAUACAUUUGAUUGCUCCCCGGCAGAGAGCAGCCGACGACGCGAGUGGUGAGGACGACUACGACAGGCGGGUUCUUGCAUGCAAGGAACAACAGGCCGUUCGAGAACGACAAGCCGCUGGUGUGCAAGCCGGCAGUGACAGUGACAGUGACAGUGACAGUGGCACAGUGGCGGCCGACACGACGGCGUCAGAGGUGGCGGCGGAGGAGGUGGCGUGGCGUUGUUGGCGGUGUUGGUGUGCAGGACAGGACGCCAAGCGAGAACAGCAGUUACGCCAGCGUAAGAAGCAGCAAGGUGCAGUACGCUCGCAUCCUCGUCCAGAUGACGGAGGGUCCGGAGAAGCAGCCGCCCGGCCGUUGCGGCCCCUUCUUGCUGCCGCCCCUUCUGCUCCUGCUUCUCACUUUCUUUCUGGGGUGCCGCUCUGCACGAUCUGCACAUCGGUCGUCGAAGGGAAUCGUUGCCCGAACAUACGCUGGUGUGGCGGCAUUGGCUGAGAUGAUGCUUGCAGCUUUGAUGGCGGCGGUACAGCACCUAGCUCUAGGCUCUAGUGGUGUUGCUGUGCUGGAAGCGGUGGUGGCAGGGGCGCCAGACGUUCCUGAAUCCUCGGGGUUCAACGUGUCAUCGGAGGAGGAGGAAGGCCAGUAGGCGGGGUAUUUAGCAUUGGACGGGGUAGACAAUGGCAGUUUUCCUCGGAAGACGGAGGGAGAGGCAAUGUGUGAGGGCAGCUGUGUCGUUUUGAGGUUUCCGAAAGGGGGAGGAGGAGGAGGAGGAGGAGGAGGAGGGGGCGGGCCCGGAGCGCCUUGCAAGGCCGAAGAAGGAAGGGAUACCUGGCGUGUGAUGGAGAACGUGUUGCGAGAAGGGCUGGCGCCAGGUGCCCGUGGGAUGAAGAUGACGAGGUGGGGUUAUGUUUGUCAGUAAAUGUGAAGUCUGAAUUGAGGAUGCCUUCCUUUGUUGAUCGGGCAGCGAUGCUGUUCAAUGACAUAACAUUCAGCCCCGACACUAAAAAUUGGAAUGGGCCAUGAUAAACGAGCCCGAGCGGUGAUCAACGCGUACGUGAGAAGAGACACGGUGCAUUCGGUGAACCCGAAACAUCGCAACCCUGCAAGCAAACGAUGAGCAUCGGCGGCAAGAAGAAUCAACUGUGACGGGAAAUGUGGCGCCAUUGGUCGGUCGAGUUAUUUCCUUUCGCUGUAAAUUUGCGGUGCGCGGGAGGCAAUGCUACGCUCCCUCUUUUUUGCCGUAUCUCCCUCAAACGUGCACGGGCCCUACCACCGCCCCGCCCCGCCCCGCCCACCUUCAAACCAGUGGAUAACCCCGAAGUUUCUUGGUAGGGAAAACAGCAGGCACGGCAGGCAGAGGCCAGGAGGACAUUCCGGCGAUCCUAGCUCGAACGGUGACAGAGGCGCGAACGGUGCCGGCUGCNGGCGGGGGGUUUAACCCUUGCCAACAUGUGUGCACACUCGGCGGAUGCCCUGGGUACACCUGCAAAUUCGCGAACGACCUGACUCACGAGUGCCUUAGAGGGAACUGUGCGUGCAUGCAUUGUCAUGUGUUGUGGAGGAUCACGCGCAAAGGGAACGCGAGAAAGGGAUUUGGGGGGGCGUCAGGUGGGAGUAGGGUAGGGUCAGUCAGGGGCUCCGCGGGUGCUAUUGGGGGAGGACGUCGAGGACAAAGAGCGCGAGGGGGUGGAGCAGCAGGGCGUCGUGUACAUGUACAGCCCUAUCCAGUGCCCACCCAUCCUAUGCCGCCCCAGCCAAUGCCGCCCCAGCCAAUGCCGGCCCACCCGGCGCCCACUGCCAGGACAACCCCCCGCCCCCGAAAUACCCGACGGUGUGAGGCCGCUUGAGUGCUGCUGGAGCUGUGGGGGGAAGAAGACAAAAAAGCACGCCGACCCUCUGGUGAUCUGCGCGUCAACUACGUGUGACUCUAGAGCACGGAAAACGCUGAGGUGGAUAUGUCGGUGCCCGGCAUGCGCCAAUAGAACCACGACCCCUACGUUCGAGUGCUGAUACUGUGCUAGAACCAGAGAUGCCACGGCAGCAAAGGACUGCGAUUGUCACACGGGUGAUACCGACGAUGUGCACAAUAGAGAGGGUCAGGAAACAGAAGAAGGGGACAGCAGCGGCUGAGGGGGAUGUGCAGCUGAGUGCGAGCUCGAGGAUAGCCCAUCGCAAGACACCAACGGAUGCGUUCAGACUCCCGCGCGCUGCGAGUGACGGCGAAUCUCUCUUCUCGGCGUCAACUACUAAUACGACAGGAAAGCAUCGUGUGAUCGUCAUCAUCCGAUUUGAAGAAGUACACCACAAGACCACACCUAUCAUCAGCUGUACGGGGCAAGCGUGCAAAAUCGUGAGUGGUUCGAUAGGCUCAUGCUUGGUGCAUAUCUUUUUGGUGAAAACUUUUUGUCAUCGAUCAUGGAGGUUGCUUCUGGGGCUCCACGUGUAGGUCGGUUGGUGCAAUAAUGACGAACUUGAACCUUUAGUCUCCGACAGAUCUACAUAGCUUGUUUGGGCACAAGGGUCAGGGUAUUUGGAGAUUUCGCGGUAUGCUAUGCGGGUUUGAUAUUAACCGCUAGGAGUCCUGGCGCCGAGGGAGAGGUAGGUACUAGGCAAUCACGAAAUCGUUCUGGGGUUCGGU